AUGUAUCAAUUCAGAGAAAAGUGUUAUACAAAGGACCCCAAAGAGGAGAAAACUGGAGACACAGCUCUCAGGGAUGAAGAAGCAUCAUUCAAUAUUUUCUCUGUGCAUCUCUCUGCAGGAUAUCAUUACAAGCCUUCACUCUCUGCCUGGCCAAGCCAUAUUGUUCGUUUUGGACAGCAUGUGGAACUUCGAUGUGACUCUCAUAGUAACUAUUACAUAUACAAGUUGUACAAAGAACAUGGUAAUCCUAUUCCUCAGAUCCAGGGAAGACCAUUCCAGAACAAAUUAGUCUUGGAUCCUGUGACAUCAGCACAUGCAGGGACAUACAGAUGCUUUGGUUUUAAUCAUCAUUACCCUUUUAAAAUUUCAGCCAAGAGUGACCCUGUGAAGAUCAUAAUUUCAGGAAUCUACAGAAAGCCUGUCCUUUUGGCCUUACAAACUCCCCUGGUGAAUAUAGGAGAGAAGGUAACCCUGGAGUGUCAUUCAGAGAUUAUGUUUGAAACCUUCAUUUUGACAUCACACAAAAAUGGGACAAUCAAUGACUCUUUCGAGCUUUCUGCAGAACAUCAUCUUGGGGGUUCCCAGGCCAACUUCAAUGUAGGUCCUGUGACACCUGACCAUGCUGGAACUUACAAAUGCUACGGUUCUUACACUCACACACCAUAUGAGUGGUCAGACUGUAGUGACCCCAUUGACAUAAAGAUCACAGGGUUAUACAAGAAACCUUCUCUGUCAGUCCUGAUGGGCCCUGGGGUGAUGUCAGAAGAGAACAUGACCUUGUCCUGUGUCUCUGACCUUCAGUUUGACAUGUUCCAUUUGUCCAGAGGAGGAGUACCCAAGGAACAUGGGCUGCCUUCAGUGCAGAACCACAAUGGGACAUUCCAGGCAAACUUUCAUCUUGGUCCUGUGGUCCAGGCAGGGAACUAUACAUGCUAUGGUUCUUUUAGGAACUCUUCCUAUGUGUGGUCCACUCCAAGUGAUGCCUUGUACCUUCCUGUCACAGGAAACUGCAUUUCUUGCAUAGAAGCAGACUCCACAACUCAUAACCACAGGAACAUGUAUAUUCUGAUUGGACUGUCAGUGACCACGAUCCUUGUCUUCCUCAUCUUCCUCCUUUAUUCUUGUUGCUCCGCCGAAAAGAGUAAGUCUCAGGAACAAGCCAGUGAGUGUCGUCUGAGUAGUGUGAGAAAACAAGACCAAAGAAAUAGAGUCAUCAUGGACCAAGACUCUGAUGUGAGAACAACACUGAACAGUCUGGUAAUGACCUGA
Onychomys torridus (southern grasshopper mouse) is the source of this 1269-nucleotide messenger RNA. Its product is annotated as killer cell immunoglobulin-like receptor 3DL1. Lineage: Eukaryota; Metazoa; Chordata; Mammalia; Rodentia; Cricetidae. The coding region runs from base 1 to 1269 and encodes 422 amino acids. The transcript has 6 exons. The record is from RefSeq and is a predicted model, not a curated record.